Meleagris gallopavo (turkey) is the source of this 2825-nucleotide messenger RNA. Lineage: Eukaryota; Metazoa; Chordata; Aves; Galliformes; Phasianidae. The record is from RefSeq and is a predicted model, not a curated record.
AAAUGACGGCUGUUACUGCAGGCAACGUGAACUUCAGAUGGGACCCCAAAAGCCUGGAGAUCAGAACGCUGGCGGUCGAGAGGCUGCUGGAGCCUCUUGUUACACAGGUUACAACAUUGGUUAACACCAGUAACAAGGGCCCCUCUAAUAAAAAGCGAGGGCGCUCUAAGAAGGCCCAUGUUUUGGCUGCCUCAGUUGAACAAGCAACAGAGAAUUUCUUGGACAAAGGAGACAAAAUUGCGAAAGAGAGCCAGUUCCUCAAGGAGGAGCUGGUGGCAGCUGUGGAAGAUGUUCGCAAACAAGGUGACCUGAUGAAGAGUGCCUCGGGGGAGUUUGCUGAUGACCCCUGCUCCUCGGUGAAGCGCGGCAACAUGGUGCGAGCGGCGCGUGCCCUGCUCUCUGCAGUGACUCGGCUGCUCAUUCUGGCAGACAUGGCAGAUGUCUACAAGCUGUUGGUUCAACUGAAAGUAGUAGAAGAAGGUAUCUUGAAAUUAAGGAAUGCUGGCACCGAGCAGGAUCUGGGUAUCCAAUACAAAGCCCUCAAGCCAGAAGUGGACAAACUUAACAUAAUGGCAGCCAAAAGACAGCAGGAAUUGAAAGAUGUGGGUCACCGUGAUCAGAUGGCGGCAGCCAGAGGAAUCCUGCAGAAGAACGUUCCUAUUCUCUACACUGCAUCUCAGGCCUGCCUGCAGCACCCUGAUGUGGCUGCGUACAAAGCGAACCGGGACUUGAUCUACAAACAACUUCAGCAGGCAGUCACGGGCAUCUCAAACGCAGCUCAAGCAACUGCAUCAGAUGAUGCUGCCCAGCAGCAGGGUGGAGGUGGAGAGCUGGCUUAUGCUCUGAACAAUUUUGAUAAACAAAUUAUUGUGGAUCCAUCGACCUUCAGUGAGGAACGUUUUAGGCCUUCUCUGGAAGAGCGCCUGGAGAGCAUCAUUAGUGGAGCAGCCCUGAUGGCUGAUUCAUCCUGCACACGUGAUGACCGACGGGAACGUAUAGUUGCAGAGUGUAAUGCGGUGCGACAGGCCUUGCAGGAUCUACUUUCAGAAUACAUGGGGAAUGCUGGACGCAAGGAAAGAAGUGAUGCACUGAAUUCUGCCAUUGAUAAAAUGACCAAAAAGACCAGAGACUUGCGCAGACAGCUCCGCAAAGCUGUGAUGGACCAUGUAUCAGACUCUUUUCUGGAAACAAAUGUUCCACUUUUAGUAUUGAUUGAAGCUGCCAAGAAUGGGAACGAGAAAGAAGUUAAGGAAUAUGCCCAGGUUUUCCGUGAGCAUGCCAAUAAAUUGAUUGAGGUUGCCAACUUGGCCUGUUCCAUCUCAAACAACGAGGAAGGUGUGAAAUUGGUUCGCAUGUCAGCCAGCCAGCUUGAAGCCCUUUGUCCCCAGGUCAUCAACGCUGCCCUGGCCCUGGCUGCAAAACCACAAAGCAAGCUGGCCCAGGAGAACAUGGAGCUCUUCAAAGAGCAGUGGGAGAAGCAAGUCCGCGUGCUGACUGAUGCCGUCGAUGACAUCACCUCCAUCGAUGACUUCCUGGCUGUGUCAGAGAACCAUAUUUUAGAAGAUGUAAACAAAUGUGUCAUUGCUCUCCAAGAAAAAGAUGUUGAUGGUUUAGACCGCACAGCUGGUGCAAUUCGAGGACGUGCUGCUCGAGUCAUUCAUGUUGUCACCUCUGAAAUGGAUAACUACGAACCUGGAGUCUACACUGAGAAGGUGCUGGAAGCGACGAAGCUGUUGUCCAACACAGUUAUGCCACGGUUUACUGAGCAAGUAGAAGCUGCCGUGGAAGCACUGAGUUCAGACCCUGCUCAGCCAAUGGAUGAAAAUGAAUUUAUUGAUGCUUCGCGACUGGUGUACGAUGGAAUCCGAGAUAUCCGGAAAGCUGUACUGAUGAUCAGAACCCCCGAGGAGUUGGAUGAUUCCGACUUCGAGACGGAGGAUUUCGAUGUCCGAAGCAGAACAAGCAUUCAGACAGAAGAUGACCAACUCAUUGCUGGACAAAGUGCCAGGGCCAUCAUGGCACAGCUCCCUCAAGAGCAAAAGGCCAAGAUUGCUGAGCAGGUAGCGAGCUUCCAGGAAGAAAAGAGCAAAUUGGAUGCUGAAGUAUCAAAAUGGGAUGACAGCGGUAAUGAUAUAAUUGUUCUGGCAAAACAAAUGUGUAUGAUUAUGAUGGAAAUGACAGACUUCACCAGAGGUAAAGGUCCACUGAAAAAUACAUCAGAUGUGAUUAGUGCGGCCAAGAAGAUUGCAGAGGCUGGCUCAAGGAUGGACAAGCUGGGACGCACUAUUGCUGACCACUGCCCAGACUCGGCUUGCAAGCAGGACCUGCUGGCCUACCUGCAGCGCAUCGCUCUGUACUGCCACCAGCUCAACAUCUGCAGCAAAGUGAAGGCCGAAGUGCAGAACCUCGGAGGGGAACUCGUCGUGUCUGGGGUACGUAGGGGUGUGGCUCUGCAUGGUUCUUUCCCCAGGGGUAGCAACUGCUCAUUAAUGUUUGAAAGGAGAAAGAUUAUAGAAGGAGAGAGGAAUGCUUCUCUUUUCCACACUCAGCAGUGUUUGAGGACAGGUUCGCGUUACCUCCAUGCAAUCUGCCAUUGUUCCAGAUGGUAUUUCACUAUCAGGAAGGUUAAAUCACUUCAGUCAGCACAGCUGAACCCACCCGUGUAUCUGCAGAGUCCUGGAGCACGUGGAGCCUGUAAUGCCCCCAGAGCUGCUAACAUUUCUGAGCAGCCGUGCCCUGAGCAGUGCAGGGAUCUCAUGAGCUCUGAACUCUGUCCUGGGCUGCCCUGCUGCCCUGCAGCCAUUGCGUAGCGUGCAGUUGUUUCA